CAUCUCACCCUCAACUCGUCUCCUCACAAACCCUAUCUUUCCCAAUGCUGCCCGCCACACAUUCCUAAGCCACCACCUCCCUCUCCCCUUUUAAAACCCAAUCUCCAAAAUCCCCAAUUCCUCAAACCCUAAAUCCCUCAUUGCUUCAAUUAAACCCCAAAAGACUCUUCCUUUCUCCAAUUCUGAUCGCCAUUUUCCUCUUCCAGAUUUUGGGUUCUCUUCCUUUCUUCAAUUCCUAAAUCCGAACCCAAAAAGACUCCACCUUUUUCGAUUUUCCCCAAUUCUUAAAACCCUAAUUUUUCUGGGUUCAUCGAUUUUACAAUGGAAGGUGCGAUCUUGGUGUCUGCUCCGUCCUCUCCUCCAUCUUCAACUUCAAUUCCGUCUCUGAUUCUAUCCCAAGACGAGUUGAAGAAAAUCGCGGCGUACAAGGCCGUCGAAUACGUCGAGUCCGGCAUGGUUCUCGGCCUCGGCACCGGCUCCACGGCCAAGCACGCCGUCGACCGAAUCGGCGAUCUCCUCCGGCAGGGCAAGCUCCACAACAUUGUCGGAAUCCCCACCUCCAAGAGGACCCACGAGCAGGCCGUCUCCGUCGGAAUCCCUCUCGCCGAUUUGGACUCCCAUCCGGUCAUCGAUCUCGCCAUCGACGGCGCCGACGAGGUGGACCCCAACCUGAACCUGGUCAAGGGUCGAGGCGGGUCGCUGCUGAGGGAGAAGAUGGUGGAGGGCGCGUGCCGCAAGUUCGUGGUGAUUGUGGAUGAGUCGAAGCUGGUGAAGCAUUUGGGAGGCAGCGGGCUGGCGAUGCCGGUGGAGGUCGUGCCGUUUUGCUGGAAGUUCACGGCGAAGAGGCUGCAGAGUUUGUUUGAGGAGGCUGGCUGUGUUGCCAAGCUGAGAGCCUCGAAUGGCGAGGCGUAUGUGACAGACAAUGGGAACUACAUUGUGGAUUUGUAUUUCGAGGAGGACAUUGGGGAUUUGAAGGCGGCGAGCGAUGCGAUGUUGCAGCUGGCUGGUGUUGUGGAGCAUGGGAUGUUCCUGGACAUGGCGACUACUGUGAUCGUGGCAGGGGAGCUUGGGAUAACGGUGAAGAAUAAGUAGGCCGGUGGAGGGAGGUAGUCUGGAUUUAGUAUCUGACUUCUUAAUGUAGGAGCAGCAAGUUUUCAUGGCUCUUUGCUUUUUGCAAUCAGAUUGUGGAACAUUUGGCUGGUCUUCAAUGUAACAAAGGGAGAGGGUUUUGUCUCCUGGUAUUAAUUUAUACUUCUGUUUCUUUUUUGGAAGAUUCUGUUAGAACAUUUUGGAUGAUAUCUAUUUGUGAGUUGGUGAUUGA
Messenger RNA from Argentina anserina (silverweed cinquefoil), 1321 nucleotides. Its product is annotated as probable ribose-5-phosphate isomerase 2. Gene Ontology annotation, biological process: pentose-phosphate shunt, non-oxidative branch. Lineage: Eukaryota; Viridiplantae; Streptophyta; Magnoliopsida; Rosales; Rosaceae. Gene Ontology annotation, molecular function: ribose-5-phosphate isomerase activity. The coding region runs from base 322 to 1092 and encodes 256 amino acids. The transcript has 2 exons. The record is from RefSeq and is a predicted model, not a curated record.